AUGGGUUACGAAAAUGUAUUGUUGCGACUUACCGAUACGGAACGUGAGGAUCUACAGUUGCUCAUAGCCGCCCUAAAGGUUAGCGAAUAUACAGACGAUGUGGAUGAUAUACGACAUCCUAACAGUCGUGAGGAAAGAAUGUAUCGUUGCAUGCGUGAGCUUUUUGAUACAACUUUGGGCCUUUGUAUUGCAUCGGGUAGCGUUUCACGAGAGGUGCGAGAGGAAGUUGCCAGAGGUAAUACGGAUGUUCGUUUGACGAUAAGUAUUUUAAUAGGUUUGUUUGAGAUUUUUCGACGCCACAAGCGACUUAAUCCUUUCAGCAAUAGAAGUGAGUUUGGGAAGCUAACCAUGCUGCUUCAGGAUGUUCAGAAACGGUCCAUUCAGGAACGACUACACAUAUCCCACAGUUUGCUGAUUCCAGUUCAGACAGUUGGGAUGGAACUGCGAAGGGUUGGGGCUGAAGAAUUGCUUACAGAUCGUGAUGUAGAUAAAUAUUUGGUGACCCACGGGACGGAGAAGGCGGCGGUUUUGCAAAAAUUAUUAGACCGUUAUGGAGGGAGCGAAUGUAAACCCGUUGUGGAGCGAUGUCUGCGCUCUAUCGAUGAUGUUUCACAAUUUAUUGAAGGAAAUGUUCGACCCCUACGCUGGUUGCGGCAGAUUAUCCUUGAAGAGUUUCUUCCGCUGGAUGGAAACCCUAAAUAUGACUUAUCCAUUCGUGCUGGCGUCAAUGGCGCUAAGUUUUCUCAUGAUCACAAACGUCAUUGCCAAUACGUGGUAGAAUCUCUGACAUUAUGGGAAAAUGUGCAGCGCAAUAUAUUUGAUUUUUGGCAGGUUUCUGAAGAUGACAUGCUUAUUGAUGGUGAUGGGCAUUAUACCUUUGUAAACACCGGACAAGGUUUUCACCGCAUGUGUCGUGCACCAAAGAGUUACUCCCGUAUGGCGAGAUGUGUAAAUGAGGCGGAUCAAGAAAUGGGCGGCUGGGUGGGAAUAAAGGUCAUUCACCUGGGGGAUCGCGAUGUGCCGAACCCGUUGGUGUUCAUUGAUAAAUACACCGUCAUUCCCCGCAUCGUUCAACCAAUAAUGCACACCAUCAUGGAAAUAGAAAAAAUCUUUUCUCCCAGUAGCCCAGAGGAGCACCCAGGACUCCGAAACUUUUUUCGAGCAAAGUUUAACUCAUACAAGGCGCUAAGAAUGAUGAUAUUGUCGGAUUUCUUUCGGCACGCCUUUGACGGAUCCGGUGAUGAUGGUGGAAGUUGUAUCGAUGGAAGGUUGACAUCCGCAUGGAAUUGGUGCCACCAACUCGAAAAGAAGAGUUACUACGAUGCAUUUGUCUUGACAGGGUUCAGCGGAUUUGAUUAA
This is a messenger RNA of Trypanosoma cruzi, 1359 nucleotides long. RefSeq lists its product as uncharacterized. Bases 1 to 1359 code for a protein of 452 amino acids. Lineage: Eukaryota; Euglenozoa; Kinetoplastea; Trypanosomatida; Trypanosomatidae. The record is from RefSeq and is a predicted model, not a curated record. The transcript has a single exon.